CCCACAACACAUGCUCCAAGCCAGCCGCCGUCUCGCCGAGUACAGAAACACGCACAGAUCAUGUAGUACUCGUAUGAAGGCUGAUGUCGACAUUACCCCACGUCGCUUGCCCUUCCCGACGCACGAACGGUUGUUGCACUCGCGCGUCUUUGCCGGCCAUGGGCUCAUCUGGGGUAACUAGACGGAGGGAGACGAAUCCUUCGGCGCAGCGUACCCGCACGUCUUCUGGUCCCGGUUGCACCCACGAAUCGUGAAACGGAGCACAGGGCCGGAAUCCGGAUAAUAACCGAAUGCGCCGUUUCGACAGGUGGGCACUAAAAAUACCCCGCAGCGCCGCGGGGAAUUUCGCCUCGCACACAAGAUGAACCGCAAGAUCGGGUUCGACAAUCGGCUGUGCUACCAGCGCGAAGUCGCCCGAUGCCAGAAGAUUCAUCAAGACAAGCUCCGCCACAUCCAGCCCACGUCGUUGUCGCCGGCAAAAGGCAAACUCGACAACACGGCGCCGCAACAGCACGCCCACUUGAAGGCUAACUUCAAGAAAGCUCAAAUGGACUCGGACAAGUACAAACAAAUUUACGGUGAAAACCAGCAACUGAUGCGUAAAAUGCUCAAGAUCUGUGACGCGGCGCCGUCCGACGCAGCAGUCGAGUUUCGUCCUGGCAUGCGCCUCAACACGGACCAAACCCCCCUCCUCGACUCGUACGUGUCAGUGCAAUCCCUCACACGCGGCUGCGCCAUCGACAAAGGCAGCAUGAACGGCGAGUUCCGCCAGCGCCAGAACGACAAAAUCGAAGAAGAAAACAGAAAGCUGAUGCACCGCCUCAUGACGAAAAAGUCAUGCUACAGCGCUCGAAAAUGGGACGCCGAGUACAAACAAUCCCUCAGGAAGUUCAAGCACGUGCACCAGGACGCCACCGUGGGCUAUUUGUCUCCCAAAUCACGAGCAGUCACAGCGUGUGCUGCCGCCGCAUCAACCUUACCAAGCCUUGGAAACCCUCACCCCGACGCGGCCACGGACUCUGCCGAGAAUACCAGCCCGCCGUUGUCGCCGUCUCCGCCGCCGCCAUGUGGUCAUAUGGACGGAGGAGGACGGGCAAGGUCGACCACUGGAUGUACCCACCGGUCGUCUGCAUUCAUUCGGCAAGCCAGCAAAACCCAAGUGCCGCCCUCGCGAAAACAAACGUACAGAACCAAAUGCGUGCCAGUGCUGCUCUUGGAAGCAACGACAUCGAUGGGAGUGCACUUUACCGUGGAGGAGCUGCAAGUUGCGAUGGUGACCCCGUCCGCUACACGACUGGGCGACUUGGGGUUUCUGUUGAGGGCAAAGAAGGAUGCGAACGAAGGCGAGUCGGUCGUGCCUUUGAAGGGCCUUGUCGACGUGGCGCAGUCGCUUCCUCCCGCCGACGGCCGCCCAAUCUUGGCCAAGCUUGCCACGAUCGAAGCCAUUCCAAACGUUGGCAACUUUCCACGAGUGUCGCAGACGCUGGACGAGUCGGAUCUGAAGCUGGUGCUCGUCAAGCUCGUACAAUGCAUUCGAGUGAGCAGCAUUCAUGGCGCCACGGACGCCGCCGCAUCACUCAAGCUCACGGUGGAACACAUCGAGCACCUCCGACGCGACUUGCAACCAGCAGCGGGGAAGUUGACGGUCGCGAAUUCGUCCAUCUUGGACCUGAUUGCCCAAGGCAUGGUACCCCCGCGCUUCGUGCUGCGAGGGAAACGGGCCACAAUCCACCUGUGCCACGCCCGAGUGUUUCAGCUACGCCGCCUCCUCACGUUCCAUGCGUUCGACGUGCGCACGCACAACGUCGUCAAUUUUCAGUUCACUGAGGAAGACCUCCUCCCUCACUUUCACAUCUCGCCCCUCUGGCCUGACAUCUAUCGAACGCUGUUUAAGCUCGCCAUGAAACGUAUUCGAAUCUAGACUUGUGUCGGUGGA
Aphanomyces invadans is the source of this 1936-nucleotide messenger RNA. RefSeq lists its product as hypothetical. The transcript is spliced from 5 exons. The record is from RefSeq and is a predicted model, not a curated record. Lineage: Eukaryota; Oomycota; Saprolegniomycetes; Saprolegniales; Verrucalvaceae. Bases 362 to 1921 code for a protein of 519 amino acids.